AUGGAGCAGCUUGACAAAGACCAGCUCCCACAGAACUGGAGGGCACCUUUAAUCAAGGUAGUCAGCAACCAUGUUUGGCAAGUCUGCGAGCGCGUCGACAUGACUGAUCCUGCGAACCAUCCGAGCGUUGAUGGCAGCGGCAAGUCUCCGGCAUAUGGUGCCUAUGCGGGGCCCGUGGAGCAGCUUCUCAACAACGCGUUUGAAGGAGCCCUGAAGAACUGGGAGAUCGGUCCGUUUGCCGCUUGGAUUGGGAAGACCAAGGUGUUCAACGAUCUGGACCUUCAGUGGGACUUUGCAAUUUCACUGCCCAACCAGCACCUCACACGGCCGGUAGGCAGCGCGGAGCCGACAGGGACAGCAGCGACCGUGCGGCGGCCCACGAGGCAGCCGCAGGGUGCCGCAAGAGCCAACUGUGAUGCAACGUCAUUUGGCUACUCCCACCACACCCAUGCACUGCAGACGGCAGCUAUGGUGGAGGAAGAGGAGGACAUUCCCGUGGAGGAGCAGUGGUCCCUCAUCGUGUGGCUCAAACCUGGGGAGAGGGGAACAACAGUGGACUUGCGGCGCUUCACGGCGGUGGUAGACAAGAUGGCCAACCCCGCCUUCAUCAAGUCAGCUGACGGGUCCUGGGACAUCUUUCUGUCGCAUUUCCAAGGCAACGCAGGCAACACAGUCAUGUCGUUGAAGGCGCUGCUCGAGUCUGCGAGUCCCGGUCUACGGUGCUGGCUGGACAAGGACGAGGACGCCACGGAGGCCGGCAUGCGGCGAGGCGUAGCGGGAUCCAAAUACUAUUUGGUGUUCCUCACGAAGGGUGUGUUCACACGGCCAUUUGUACAACUCGAAGCGAGGGAGGCGCUGGCGUUGGGCAAGCCCGUCAUUCUGGUGCACGAGACCGAUCAACGGUUCGGCGCUGCACCGGGCUUCAAUGACUACGUCGCUGAAGCGCCUCCCGAUCUGAAGCAGAUUUUUUCUCUGGCCAACUCGAUUCCCUGGUACAGAGAAGAGGAGUUCAGGGCGGGUGACACGAGCGAGGCGAGUGCAUUCCUCUCGACUACUUCCAUGGCCCGACCCUUCCCGGCUUCUAGGGUUUCCAUGGCUCGACACUUCCCGGCUUCUAGGGUUUCCAUGGCUCGACACUUCCCGGCUUCUAGGGUUUCCAUGGCUCGACACUUCCCGGCUUCUCCUCGAUAUUGA
Messenger RNA from Volvox carteri f. nagariensis, 1194 nucleotides. RefSeq lists its product as uncharacterized. Gene Ontology annotation, biological process: signal transduction. The coding region runs from base 1 to 1194 and encodes 397 amino acids. Lineage: Eukaryota; Viridiplantae; Chlorophyta; Chlorophyceae; Chlamydomonadales; Volvocaceae. The record is from RefSeq and is a predicted model, not a curated record. The transcript is spliced from 10 exons.